UCGGUGCCUACUGGCCUCUCUCGCCAAGUGUGGCACCGCGCAGAGCAGGAACAUGGCGCUCAGAGAGAUGUGACGGGGGAAGGAGCCGGAGAUGCCGCGGGCGCUUGCCUGACACGCAGCCGGCCGGCCGUCGAUACAACAGCUGCAGAAGGACUUCUGAAGUAUGGAUGCAGGAGCUAAGGAGCAGGGUUCUUGAAAUUCUUAAUUUGCUGUUUACAUGGGUUUCUUCACAGAUGAUAAAGAUGUACAAGCGGAAGCCAUCUGUCCUAGACACAUCUAACAGCAGGGACUGGCUGGCCCAAAGUCACCUAUUGAAUUCUGUGCCUGAAUAUGGGGUGGAACCUGGUCAGGGCAUCUGCAGAAGACAUCAACUAUCAUGGUUCCGACAGAUGAAACCCUUCAAAAGAAUUUCGAGAAAUCCAUCAACCAGAGACAAGUAUAAAAGUGUGGCUUGGGAAUGGAGACAAUCACAUCCUACACACAACUUCCAUCAGCUUCUGCAUUCAAGACUACAGAUGUUCUACAUGUCCCAAUUUCUGACACCAAAUGCUAAAAUGGUUGAAUACCGCGGCAGUGAAUUGACGUGAUGAGCAGCAUAUGGUCAUCUGUGGCAGAGUACUUAAAAAAAUAAUAAUAACCACAUUCAAUUUCUAAUCUAACGGGAAUCAGAAAUCUUUGGUGAUCUGCUGCAAAUUGCUUAGAAAUUUACCAAUCGAGCUUGAUCUACCUCUUGGCUAUCUAAUUCUAGAUGUUCAGAAACAACUGCCAUCCAUCAUGUUCUGGGUUUAGAACCUGUUGCUCCUCAGGAGGUUUUUCCAUCAUGUUUGGAAAGAAAAAGAAAAAGAUUGAAAUUUCUGGCCCUUCCAAUUUUGAACACAGGGUACACACUGGAUUUGAUCACAGAGAACAAAAAUUCACCGGACUACCUCAACAAUGGCAUAGUUUGCUGGCAGACACAGCAAACAGGCCAAAGCCAAUGGUGGAUCCUUCAUGCAUCACACCCAUUCAGCUUGCGCCUAUGAAGACCAUCGUCAGAGGAAAUAAACCUUGCAAGGAUGCUUCAAUCAAUGGCUUGCUGGAAGAAUUUGACAAUAUCUCCGUGACUCGUUCCAACUCACUUCGGAAGGAGAGUCCUCCCACUUCUCACCUAAGAUCCUCCAACCAUAUAGAAAUCCACCAGCAAGAAAAUGGCUUUGUCACCUAUUCACAGUAUUCCAGCGAGUCAGAAACAGGGACUGAUCUCUUUGUUGAAAAAUACAGAGACAGGUGCCUUCGUAGGGAAGAAGCAGACAGAUACUCCCAAGAGAGCUGUGCUGCAAAACAAAAUGGACACGUGGCCAAGCUGAAGCCAAGUGAGAUGUAUUUUUCUGAAGCCAAGCCUCUGAAGUCUGAUAUCUCUAGAUUCCUACCAGAUUAUCGCACUCCCUUGGAAACAAAAAGUAAACUGAAUGAGUAUGGUGGCCUGAAGCUGGAAUAUCGGAGGGUACCUAGUCACUCUUCUCUGGAUUAUAAAGAGCCUUUUCAUUAUGCUCUCUCUAGAACUUCUCUUCACAGUCAAUACUCCAGAGAAGGACUAGAAUACAGUGACAGCGAGUGGUCCAAGGAUGAUUACGACAAAAGACCGAAAUCAUCCUAUGUGAACCAGGCAAGUCCUCAACCAGCCAUGAGGCAAAGGUCAAGGUCAGGGUCUGGCCUUCAAGAGCCAAUCAUGCCCUAUGGAGCAAGUGCUUUUAAGUCCAAUCAGCAAGGGUAUUCAUAUAGUUCCUACACCUACCCUCGAUUGUCGGAAACAACAGCAGGCAUUUCAAAGCUGGAUUAUGAUCGAGCACAGAUAGUAGUAAGUCCACCCCUUUCUGGAUCAGACACAUAUCCACGAGGCCCAACAAAGCUACCUCAGAGUCAGUGCAAAGCCACCUAUUCAGGUAGUGGUUAUCAGUACUCAGUUCUCUAUCACAAAUUCUCUCACUUUAACCACCAGCCUUCUCUGCAGCCCAGCUCACAUUAUACUUCCACAGCUUCUUACCCAAGCUCCCCCAGCAUCACUUCAAGUUCUUACCCUCCGCCGAGCUGGGGUUCCACCUCAGAUCAACAACCCUCACGGGUCUCGCACGAGCAGUUCCGAGCAGCUUUGCAACUGGUGGUGAGCCCAGGGGAUCCACGGGAAUACCUGGACAACUUUAUCAAGAUCGGGGAAGGCUCCACCGGCAUCGUUUGCAUCGCCACCGAGAAGCACACGGGAAGGCAAGUGGCGGUGAAAAAAAUGGAUCUCAGGAAACAGCAGAGGAGGGAAUUGCUCUUCAAUGAGGUUGUCAUCAUGAGAGAUUAUCACCAUGAAAAUGUGGUCGACAUGUACAACAGUUACCUGGUGGGAGACGAGCUCUGGGUUGUGAUGGAGUUUCUGGAAGGUGGUGCUCUGACCGAUAUAGUGACUCACACACGAAUGAAUGAAGAACAGAUUGCUACUGUUUGUCUAUCUGUUCUAAGAGCAUUGGCCUACCUUCACAAUCAAGGCGUUAUUCACAGGGAUAUAAAGAGCGACUCUAUACUUCUCACUAGUGAUGGGCGAAUAAAGCUGUCAGAUUUCGGAUUCUGUGCCCAAGUUUCAAAAGACGUUCCAAAAAGAAAAUCACUUGUCGGAACUCCAUACUGGAUGGCACCUGAAGUGAUUUCAAGAUUGCCUUAUGGAACUGAGGUGGACAUCUGGUCUCUUGGCAUCAUGGUGAUAGAAAUGAUAGAUGGGGAACCGCCUUACUUCAAUGAGCCCCCCCUCCAGGCCAUGCGUAGAAUCCGAGACAAUGUACCGCCAAGAGUGAAGGACCUACACAAGGUUUCAUCAGUUCUCCGUGGAUUUUUAGACUUGAUGCUGGUGAGGGAACCUUCACAGAGAGGAUCAGCACAAGAACUCCUGAGACACCCAUUUCUGAAACUGGCUGGGCCUCCAUCUUGCAUAGUGCCUCUCAUGAGGCAGUAUCGGCACCACUAAAUUCAGCUGCUUUUGUUUAUCCGUUUAUUUGUUUUCCAGGAAACAAGUGAAGCGAUGAGGUUAGGUGCUGCCAAAAUCAGCAGCAAGCAGCAGUGAUCCAGUGAGAAAUAAUGCCACUGCUGACAUGGCUCAGCAUACCGUGAAGGAGUCACAGUGGAGAUGUAACUUGGCUAAUACCUGACCUGUCGGCAGUUAGUAAUCCUGGCUGAAAUGCACCAUGGUUGAAUAUCUUUGGCCUGAGUCAGAGCAAGAGGUUUUGAUUUUAAACCAUCCCGUUUGGGGUGAGGCAGGGGGAACUUUGGAAGGCCAAACUUUUAUUGCAGAUCAAAGUAGAACAACACUUCUGCUUCAAAAGAGACUUUUUUUCUGAAUUAAAAAAAAACCCGAAAAACAACCCAAGAAGCACUUUUUAUCUCGGUUAUAGCAAUGUGAUGUAUUUUGAAAUGAAUUUGUAAUUUUCUGUACAUUGCUUUUGAUAAUUUAUGUACUUUGGUGUCAUAGUUGCUAGUGGAGGUGAAUGGUAUUAUUUAGCAAGUAUUAGAACGAGAGCUUUCCUACUUUUUUAUCUCUUUUGAAGAGAAGCAAACAUACAUGCACAAGCACACAUGUGCAGCUUAGAAUGUUGAUUAGAUUUGUGUCUCAGGCAAAAAUGGCUACGUUUUGCAAAUGUUCAAAUUGCUGGCCAAUGCUGUAUUUAUUCCUCCAUUCAUCGACACAAAUUUCAAGCUUUCAAUGUUGUUUUGAAGUGAUAAGCACUUGGAAAAAUCUAUUCAUGCUUAUGGAAAAGGUGGUGUCACAAUUCUGUAUUAACUGGAUGAAAGUAUCACCUCUUUUGUGGUGGCAAGCAUAUGAUCAGUUAAGAAGAGCGGAGGAGAAAUCUGCUAAUCAAGAAGAAAUUUGGCUGGCCACCAAUAACUAUGACAUUUCUGGCUGUGUACAACAUGCUUAACCAGGUCAGUGAAAGAUCUAGCAGUCAUUUUCACACUUGUUAAGCUUGCUGACAUUGCUCUUUGUUAAUUUCUUUGUGAAUUAGUUAGUUAUAUGACACCAACCCACUUGGUUAGAUUAUGGAUCCAUAUACCGUGUAGGGGUUAGUUCAUGAACCAGAUUACAUGUAUUGUGUUAGUACAGCCUAUGCUGAGUGAUUUGUCCCACAGAGGCCUAUCUGAGCUGGCUGAAAACUUAUGGGACUUGUAUUCCAGCAAUGGAUCCAGCCAGAGCUAAUAUUGGAUGGUGCCAGAUCGAAAAUGAGACCAGUUUACAAAACAGACCAAUGUCUGUAUGCUGCUGGAUUCGGUUGCUCACUUCAUAUGACUUUAGCUGAGUGGUUAUGUUCCCAUCUGAAUUCCAGUAGCCCUUCCUUGUCUUGUGUUUAUGAGUUGCCACCAUGAUUCACCAUGUGUCUGGGUGCCCACCCUGAAGUUGGAGCAGAGCACUAAGCAUCACCCUUGCUGUCCGCAAACAGUGACUUCAUUACCAGUGCUUCAUUGUGCCAUCACACCACCCCAAGUGAAGUGCCUGGAACUACUAGUCUUUCUUUCCCUCUCCCUAAAUUAUCUUCUAUCCUUUGUCCUUGUGGACUAACAUCAUGUUCUGUGACUUAAGGUCAUUAAAGCAAAUGCAGCUGCCAUGGCAUACUAUAUUGAGAGCUAGUAUCUUCAUUGCAUCCUGGAUAGGGCUGGAAUCUCUUAAAGUGGGACAUUCCAAAGAGCUGCUGUCACCUGUCAUUAUAGCUAGUCUUAAGCUAGGCAGACUAAGGGCCUGACCGGCCUGGCCCACAUUCACAUAUCCUUGGAGGCUUUGCACACUUCCCAGUUUAGGCUACCCAAUGAAAAAGCUGUUUAGCACACAGCAGACUUUCAUCAUCAAGUUGCAUCACUCACACUGCCUAACACUGAACUGCCCACAAGUUGUAACUACAUAAGCUGGAGUUUAGCAGCAGCCAUAGUUCAGCAGACAGUUGGGGUUGCACACACAAUGCUGCCAGCUUUGAGUCUUCUUUUCUAGCUUCAUAUGUGACAGACACCCACUCAGGGCACCUGCAGGCAAGAGAAUUUUUGCUUAGUCCUAGCAACAUGGAUAUUGCCUCAUUUGACUCCGUGCCAAUUCCAAUGCCUCCCGUUUGUCUUCAUUAUUUUUAUUCAGGCUUUAGAAGUCAACCACUAAGUGGGUGUUUUCUGAGUUUAAAUCAAAGUGUUGUAAAAUUUGGUUAAUGUGUUUUGCCAUACAGGAGAAAAAGCUGUCUAAACCCCUUUGAAAUGUUAAUUCAGCAAUGGCAACUACAAUUAAUCUUAUGUUGCUUGUUUGGUAGGUUUGCAUGUUUACCAUAGACCUAGAGAGAUUUGCCCUUUUUAAGUGCUCCAUAAUUAUUUCAGUCAGUUGGGCGGGGGGGAAUAUUUAUUUAUUCAUUAUGUAUAACUUGAAAGCCAUGUCUUUUCUAACUUCGAUUUUGCUUUUUGUUUUGGGUUAUUUUCACCUGAUUUCACUUGAAGAAAAUUGUCUGAUCCGAACUCUAAUGUCUCUGGACACAGUAUUUUGCAUUGGGGGGGGGCUUUCAUUUUAUCAGUAAGUUGGUUGAUACCUAUUGUAAUAAUAGAGAAGCCAACCCAAAAGUUAGAAAGCUGCUGAUUUGUGAUGAGUUGUUAAUGAAGAAGAUAUAUUGUUUUCCAUUCUGUAUAUAGCUUCUUUAAAAAUUCAAAUUGGAACCCCACAUUACAUUAUAUACAUUGAUGCACCACCUUUCCUUGAACGUGCAUUCGGCCCCAAGCUCUUUCAUUAGAGAUGCAUAGAAUUAAGGCAUUAGUACAUCUAGGAUGGGGGGUACACAACAUUUUGUUUGCCAGUGUCAUCUUUUGAUGAGAGGAGGCAGAGAAAUGAGGUGGUUGUAAUGCAAAAGUGAACGGUAUUGCAUGAUACAAUAGACAGGAUUGGGGUUCCCUUCUGCGAGUAGGGUGGGGUCUGUUUUAAGAGAGAAGCCAUUUUAAGAUUUACACAAGUAUCAUUUCCAUUAAAAAUGGUGUGAAUAUGUGAUGGCGCAGUGUUAGAAUGCAGUAUUGCAGGCUAAUUCUGCCAGCUGGCAGCCGUUCGAUCCUGACCGACUCAAGGGUGACUCAGCCUUCCAUCCUUCCGAGGUCAGUAAAAUGAGGAUCCAGAUUGUUGGGGGGCAAUAGGCCGACUCUGUAAACCUCUGUAAAGCAUUAUGAUGAUGUGGUAUAUAAGUCUAAGUGCUAUUGCCAAUCCAUAUUUAUUUAUACAUACAUACAAUGUACAGGUUACCCGACUUCCAACUAAUUUUGGUUGUUAUACUAGGAUUUCAUAAACAAUAGGUGCUACAUAAAGUCCUGGAAUUUUAUGUUGCCCAUCUUUAUUUUGGGUAAUUCUCAAAACUCCAUUCGGGUGAAUAUAAUUUAUAUUCAGGAUUGAUAACCCCAUAUAGAUGAUUGCUGGGAUUGGCUAGAAGCAAUAGUGAAGGGGUGGAGGUUACAGGUGUAUGCAUCACUCCACCUACUGUUCAACUUUCCUCAGAUUAAUGUCCCAAAUAUGGCAGGUGAUGAUGUCUCAUUGCCAGUGUUGAAAUAAGAUUUAAAUAUAUAUAUGCUUUGCUGUAAAUUCAUAAUAAAUUGCAUCUUACUAAUCA
This is a messenger RNA of Crotalus tigris (Tiger rattlesnake), 6620 nucleotides long. RefSeq names its product p21 (RAC1) activated kinase 5 (gene PAK5). Lineage: Eukaryota; Metazoa; Chordata; Lepidosauria; Squamata; Viperidae. The transcript has 13 exons. Gene Ontology annotation, molecular function: protein serine/threonine kinase activity; ATP binding. Gene Ontology annotation, biological process: regulation of MAPK cascade; cytoskeleton organization; apoptotic process. The record is from RefSeq and is a predicted model, not a curated record. Gene Ontology annotation, cellular component: cytoplasm. Bases 749 to 2983 code for a protein of 744 amino acids.